Molecule: messenger RNA, 2427 nt
Organism: Nematostella vectensis (starlet sea anemone)
Lineage: Eukaryota; Metazoa; Cnidaria; Anthozoa; Actiniaria; Edwardsiidae
Product: probable tRNA (uracil-O(2)-)-methyltransferase
Exons: 12
Coding region: 42-2174 (710 amino acids)
Biological process (GO): tRNA methylation
Molecular function (GO): metal ion binding; tRNA (uridine) methyltransferase activity
Source: RefSeq, a predicted model, not a curated record
AUAUGGAUACAAAAUAUGUGCCCGCGAUGUUUUAGUACAAAAUGGCGGACGUAGGAAGCUUCAAGUCUUGGAAGACUGUUGAAAAAAUUAACCUUGACUGUGACUGUGACAGCUUUUUUACAGCAAUUCAAGUUUGGAUCGACAAGCCUCAUGUUGUUAAUCGUAGACUGAAUGGUAGCGUGACCGUCAAGCGUAUUUACACUGAAAGUUCAUGCGUUAAAACAUUGUUGGAUAAAGCAGAGCACGUGAAAACUUCUAAUUUUUCUUGGGACCAUUUUCUUGACGAAUUACAAGCGAAAUCUUCAUCAGAAGGGAGAGGGUGCACGGAAGAACAAUUAGACUUUGUUGAGGUUUUGUGGAGGCGUUUAAUUCCAAGGCAGUUAAACAGGAAUUCUCCACUAAAUGAGCUUGUUAUUCUGGGUAGGUCUCAAAGGGAAGUUUACUUUUUGCCACUCUACAUUGAAGACUGUAAAGAAAACCCCUCCCCAAGUAAACGAAUCAAUUUGGAUCAGGGGAUGCAGUCUUACAAGAUUGUUUAUCUUGCUGAUCAGCCUGGAGAAAAACGAUUACAACUUCAGGUUUUUACUAGUAACCAUGAAAAUUAUGAAAAUCAGCAAGGAGAUGGUGUCGUCUGCCCAUCAGUCAAGUGGUUAAGAGAGCAACUCUUAAUUAAGAUUAAGAAAUGGGCGGAGUCUCCUGCUUGCAAGAAUACCAAGGGGUCCCUCAGACUGAUCCCAAUGGAAAAGUAUACCAUGCUUUACCAAAAGAUGAAGGAAAAACAUGGAGAAAGAUUAGUCAAAUCUUGGCCAGAAUCCACCGACCCUCAAAAAUUUGUUUAUGAGGAUAUUGCAAUUGCUACAUAUCUUUUGAUUCUCUGGGAAAAUGAAAGAGCUGAGAAAAAUCUUCUAAAGAAGCAGUCAUUUGUUGAUCUUGGAUGUGGAAAUGGACUACUGGUGCACCUACUUACUGCAGAAGGACAUGCUGGUGAAGGUAUUGACGUGCGGAAAAGAAAUAUCUGGGAUUUUUUUGGUCCAGAAACCAGGCUAAAGGAACAAGCUCUCGAUCCUACUGCUUCAGGCCUGUUUCCUGAAGUGGACUGGUUGAUUGGAAAUCAUUCUGAUGAGUUGACACCUUGGUUACCGGUCAUUGCUGCAAGGUCUUCCUACAACACACGUUAUUUUGUGUUGCCCUGCUGUUUAUAUGACUUUAAUUGCAAGUUCGUCCGUAGGAACAAUAUUUCACAGUAUAGGGACUACCUCAACUACAUUCAAGAAGUCGGAACUGCUUGUGGGUUUUAUGUCGAAGAGGAUGUAUUGAGGAUACCAUCGACAAAACGAACGUGUCAAGUUGGCAAAUGUAGGGCGUAUUCUGAAGAGGAGCAUCCGAUCAUGGAGGUGCGAAUCAAAGAUAUGAUCCGCAGUCGAGGAUGUGACAUUGACAAAGGACAACAACCACAGACUAUAUCUCAAGGUCAAGAAGCCCACAGAAACGAGGAAAGUAAUGAUUACAGAACAGAAUCAUUAGCUAAAAGAGGUACAAGUAAUUUAGCAACUAUGUCUACUGACUUGAACUCACUCGGGAAGGAAUCAUUAACUUCGUGCAAUAAUGAAGGGGACUCAAAAAAGGGAAUAUCACCAGACUUCGUGCCUAGAUCCUCGGAAAUCCUAUCACGUAACUGCUCCCAGCUACAGAAGGCAGUGAGAGAGUUUAUGGUCAGCAAAGUAGCUGAGGCGCUCUUGAGUGCUCCUCGCUUGAUUGAGAAAGUCAACUCUUGCGAUGGAAUUACAAGUACAGGAACACCUAUCCAAGACUGGAACCCUGGAGGCAGGUUAACGCUAUCGGAAAUCGUAAAGAUAUUCGACAAGGAAACGCUUCAGCGACUUAAGAGCGAGUGUGGUGGUAUACAGACGUUGCUAAGAAACCAUCGAUAUGUCUUUAAAGUUGUGAGCGGCACGGUAGAGCUCAGGGACUGGCGAGUUGAGGUGCCUGGACCCAAGAUGACGGGCCGAGACCCUGCUUAUCUCCAACGGCGUUACGAUGCCCUGUACAAGACGACCACAUGCUGGUUCCAUAGUUACCAUCCCGACGGUUGCUGCUCUAAGAGAUGUCCAUAUGCCCACGGCGAGGACGAGCUUAGGGACCGGCCAUCGGCACAGUACCUUAAGGCCGUGUGAAGGUGAACAUGAAUCAUUUUGGAAUAUUAGUUCCUCUAGGGACAAGCACGUUAUAGACCUUAUAAUGGUGGACUGGUUUAUCUUAGAGGUAUUAAUUUUACACUAAGGACAAUUGGUCAGUAAAGUAUUGACCGUGGUGAGCUGAAUUGGUUUACAUUAAUUCCCCAUGGCCAGGUAGACAGCAAAUUGCUAAUUAAUUCCCCCUUAAAACCUCAGCAUUCAGUAUUUGAAAAUAAAGUCAACUUCAUCGAAA